UUGCUCGGGGAGCUGGGCUGAUCUUCCGGUCUGUGCGGAUGUUAUGCUGGAGCAGACACGAGGAGAAGAAACUCCAGAAAAACACAGAGUUAAAAAAAACACAGAGACUCACCGCGAGGGAAAGAAACUCCAGUGAAACACAGAGUUAAAAACAGAGCAAAGUAAAGAGACGCUGAGAGAGAGAGAGAGAGAGAGAGAGAGAGAGAGAGAGAGAGAGAGAGAGAGAGAGAGAGAGAGAGAGAGCGCAGCUGAAGCGGCGAGUGUGCAGCAGGAGAGAGAGGAGCUGCAGGGGAAAAACAGUGGAGCAGAGUGGAGAGGAGGAGUGGAGAGAAGAGGGAAGGUCUGGUCAAUAUGGAGUAAGACGUGCGGCACGCUGCUGAACAAACUACUUGAUUAUAACUCGAGUCUAAACGCGCCCAGCCGCUGCAGAGUGGAGACUGUGGAAGAGCAGAUGGAGAAGUUAGGAACUAGAGAUUUGUGAAAGUAUGAAUGGCAUAAACCCUACAUGGAAUACUUUCAAGAAUCAUAGUCGUGAAGGGGUGUAUUGGUCUAACCCCAUACAGGAAAUCCAAGGAUUGGAUAACACUAAUGUUUUUGUACAUUAUGGAGGAGGAACCAGAUAAGAUGAGCGGCAACCAGUCUGCUGGACAUGCAUCAUCAAACUUAUACUCUGCCUCAAAGGCUCCUCAGAAUUUGCAAGAAAUCCCUUCAGGAAUGGCAGGAGGGAAUCUGAGCAAACCUCAGGAUCCCACAAGCUCCAACAUGGGUCAUAAUGCAGAGGAUGAUAGAGAAAAAACUGCAGCAGAUAGAAGAGAGACAUGCAGUCUUGUGAAUGAGCCUUUAGCUACUGAAUCAACUGAUACCUCACAUCCACAGGUUCAAGAUAAGGACCAACACCUCGAAAAAGGCAACUGGACGUCUGUGACUGAAGAAGCUUUAGAGAUGAGUAAUGAUGUGGGCUUGGAACAGGGCCUCUCCUGUAAAACUUCAAUGGCAUGUAAGGAUUCCUACAGUGAAACAAGAGGACUUGCGACUGACCGCAUUGGUUCUGUAGAUGACAACUCGCCAAAUGGCCAUGAAAAAGAUGAACUAGAAGAGAUAAAACAAGAUUAUCAAUCUGAUGGCACCAAGAUAUCUAAUCGAGAUGUCCCACUGAUGGAGGUGAAUUCCUUGACUGAUGUUUCCUCUGUAAAUGACAAUGUCCUCAGAAGAGGUACUUCUAGGACACUUGACCAGCUUGAUAUCAUUGGGAUUUCCUCUGUAGUGCAAGUAUCUGCUGAACAGAAAGAAGACUCCGGUAUUACAGAUAUUUCCAAUGUUUCAGAUACAAGUCCAAUCAGAUCUCAUAAAGAAGAGCACUCCGAGAGCCUAGUCAAAUGUACAUCCAUGAUUUUGUCAACCUCUUCAGACAUUAGAGGGAACCAAGAGGGCACAUUGUCAUUAACUGCUCCCUGCUCACCUAAGGAACAUGCCAAGGCUUGCGAAGAUGUUAACCCUAGAAUGUGUGUAGACAGCCAGACCAAGCUUUCCGAAGAUCAUUGUUCUAAUGGUCAGAACCUGAACUUUAGCAGGUUAAACACUGCCUCUGCGAAAUCAAGCUCUGAAUAUUUGUCUAUUUCGGUCACUAAGUUAGAGAGCCUUUGCAAGUAUACCAUUUCUUCCUCAACACUGAAAUCAUCAGAGCUUUUCCAGCUUCAAGCACACAAUGCAAGUGAGUCUGCAAUUAAAUGUGAAUCCUCAAAUCUACCUCCUAAACAAGAUGGAUCCUUAAAGAUGACAUUAAAUGUUGAGCACACACCAACAAACACAGUGUGCUCUGAUGUUCAAAGUCCUCUGAAGGAGGUGAAAAAACAAAUGAAGUCAAACAACUGUCUUCACAGUAAAGAUAUAGAUGAUGUCUGUAGUCCCUAUCUACCUCACAGCAAAGCUCAGGAAGAGUCCAAAGAUUCGACUGUCUCUGAGAAAUUUGACUUGCCAGCAAAUCAAGAGUCAGAAAAUCUAGGCAGAUCUCCAGAAAAAGAAAUGGUCUGUAGUAAUACUCCUGAAGUUUCUCACUCUGAUUCUGGUGAAAAUUCACAGAAGGUUUCACAGUCACCUACCUCUCAAACUGCACCGAUAAUACAGAAGACAGCAAGAAAAGCUCUUCAAUCUGAAGCAUUACAUGGACAAUUGCAAAAGAUCACCUGCAAAAGUACAGGACGAACUGAUGACACUUCUAAGACUAAUCUGGAAAGCUCAUCAUCAAUAAAGGAAGGCCAUUCUGAACAUGAAGGAGUUUACCCUACUUCUAAUGUCUUGCAGCGCCCAACAGAAUCCCGGGUCUGUUCCAAUGAAGAUGCUAAAAGUGUCAGUGCAUCAAGUAAAGCCAAAUCCAAUAUGAAAAUUCCUACCAAAUUACAAACAAAUGCAUGUAGUGUUCCAAACACACUGAAGAAGACAAGGAAAUCAAGGAAAAGGAACCUCAAGAAGCUGAAGAAAAACAUUGUUGGUUUUACUAUUGCUCAGACUCUAUUGCAUGACUCUGAUGUGCCUCAAGAUAUCGUCCAGAAACCAGAUUUGGAGGAUUUGAGUAAUCCAAAAACACCAACUAAGCAAAGGUGUGAACAGAAAGGAAAAGCAGCUAAAGAGAAUAAAAGAAAAAGCAAAAACAAAAAACACAUUUCUAGAAAAGCAAACAUAACGACUUCUGAUGCAUUACAGAACAUAUUACAACCUGUAUCUGACAUUAAAGUUGAACCAGAAAAAGAAGCUGCAUCUCAAAAACAGUCUGAUAUAACUGUUAAGCUAGAGCAUGACACAUUGCCUUAUGGUGAAUUUCCUAUUACUGAUUGUAAGAAUGUGCCCUCUAAAGGCCAUUUCCCAGAACUUGUUGAGCAUGAGGAACAAAAUGAUCGUCUCAAGAUAACUAAAGCUUGUACAAAAAAGAGAAAAAGGAGUGGUCGAUCUUUUAAAAAAAGAAAGCUAAGAAAAAUAACCACGCUGUUUUCAGCUGUUUUGGAAACUUCAGAAAACACAAAUGCCCAGGAUCUGCAGAAAAUCUCGCAAAGUUAUGCUUCCAGGGAUUCAGUAACGAUGGCUGUAAAGUCGGAUGUAGGAACGGAGGAAUUUGUGAACUUCUCUAGGAAAUCCAGUAGCAGCCUGGUUUUGCCAGAUCUCUGUAAGAAUAGUCCUGAACAUGAGCAGACUGUUCUCUCCCAUUCUGUAGCUACUGUUGGCACUGUUGAAGCUGGAAAUUUGACCUCGGAUGCUUUCAAAAGUGCCCAAAAAAAGUCACCACAAAGGAAGCAGAGAAAUCGUACACAAUCAGGAUCCAGUGAAAUACAUACAGAUCUACCUAUCAAACCUGAAAAACGGCAAUGCACAAAAAGGACAUGUCUACAAAAUGCCACUGACAGUGGAUUGGAAAGUGGCGUUUCAGAGCAUAAGCCACACAUUCAACAUACUCUUGCCAAGAAAAAAGGCAAAAAGUCAAUUUGCAAAUUGCAAGUACAAAAUAUACAAUCCACAAAAUGGAGUAUGAGGCAUUGCAGGAGAUCAUUAAGGUUUACCGUAGGCAAUGCCAAAAAGCUCAGAAAACUUGAUGGUGCUGCAGCGGAUGACACAAUUUCAUCAAAAGCUCAGUCUGCUUUAUCCCAAGCAGUGCAUGAACAGGGUCCCUUGAAACCACAAGACCUAAAACAAAACAGUAAGAGAAAAACUGGGAAAAAGACAUUCAACACUCCUUUGCCUGAAAGUAGUGGUGUUGCAGAAAUCUCUCACUUAACUGCAGCACAAAAGGGAAAAGACAAAAAGACAAGUGGUUCAUCUUUGGUUCAUCGGAGCCUGCGUAGUCACCCCCUUAAUAUGUCUAAGGAAAAUGACAUACAAGUAGCAACAUGCAUCUCUUCCAGAAGGAGAAAACUCAUCCCUGAUGUAAUCACCUGUGAUCAGGCUUUGGUAGCAGGCGUAGAACCUUUGGAGAACGGCUCUAGUGCAGUGACAAUAGGUAGCCCUGAAAAAAUACAAAAGAAAAAAUGUGGCCAAAUGAGACAGAAUAUAAAGCAAACACAUUUAGAGGCUGUAUGUGAAUAUGGAGGGACUUCAGGUGUGAAGACAAAGUCCAAAAUUAAGAGGAAAAUGUCAGAACAGAAUGCUGGACCAGUGUCCAAAAGGAAGGCAGCAUCAAGGCAGCAAGCUACAAGUUUGGAACAAGAACCAAGUACAACUGACAAAUUGUUAAAUUGCUUACAAGGACCAUUCAAAUCUGAACUUCCUGAUGAGAAAUAUGUCAAAAUAAAUGCAGAUUCCUGUGUGGGUAAGAAUAAGGUGCUACUGCAGACAGCAGUUGAAGAGGUCCACAUUGCUCUGUCCACUAACAUAACACCAAAGGAAUCAAAGAACAAAGAAAUAACGGAGAGGGAAUACAAAGCACCAUGGGACAAAAAUGAGACAAAAACAGCAUUUGAAUUGGCUUUGGAGUCCUUUAUAAUGACCACACAAUUCCAUUCAGGUGAGAAUGAUUACGUGAUUUGUGACAAAAAGGAAGCAAGAUCCGAAAAACUUGUAAUGGAAAGUGUUGAAGCAGGGAAGGAACAUUCUUCAGCACCUCAUAAUUCUAAAAUGAACGAGAAAGUAAAAUCUCUAUCGUCAAAGAAAUGUAUUGUUUGUAAGUACUGUGGUCAGUAUUUUCGACAUAUCUCAGCAUAUACCAUUCAUCAGCGUAUUCACACAGGCGAAAAACCUUACCGGUGCAAACUUUGUGGCAAGAACUUUGCUCAACUUUCCAAACUUAAAUCUCACAGGAAAAGCCACACCCAGUCUGUUAGUCUUUGUUGUCCAUGCUGCAGUAAAGCAUUCCCAAAUAAAAACUCAUUUGUAGCCCAUUUUAAGAUUCACCUCCAGGAAGUGGAGAACAAGAACAGCCUAAGCCAGAAGGUUCAGUGCAAACUGUCCAACACAACUCUUGAUCCGUCCCAAUUGGGAAAACCUCAAAAAGACAGUAGCCUUAAUUGCAAGCUUGGUGACAAGAAGUUUCCAAACAGUUUUACGGAGAGAAAAUGCAUGCAUGAGGAUCCUUUGCCCUGUAAGACCUGUGGAAAGAAGUUUAAGAAACCUUCACAUCGUCUGGUCCACGAGAGAAUGCAUAGACCAUAUGCCUGUUCCAUUUGUGCGAAAGGGUUCAAUCCACUCAAGGCACUGAAAAAGCAUCAAGUGUCCGAUCAAUGCAGAGAAAAAGGAGAACUAAAUGGGGACAACCGUGACCGUGAAGGCUUCUUAGUCACUCAAGGAGUUGAUGGUCAAGUGAAUACCCCUGUUUUCUUUAAAUGCAAGAUUUGCAGACAACUCUUUCAGAAGUGGUGCCAGUACACUCUCCACCUUCAGACCCACACAAGGUUUCCUCCACAUCUUUGCUUUGCUUGUGGGCAGCGUUAUGAAAAGGUCUCUGAGGUUAGUGUUCAUUGUAAGGUAUGCUGUCAGUCAAGCGGGGAAGAAGCAGCUUGUGGUGCAUCUCUUUCUAAAAUAUUUGAUGGCAGUGAUGUCCAAAACUACUCUUCCUCGUGGAAUAGUUCACGUCUUGGUCCUUGUUCCUUACAGACGUCCAAAAACAAAAGUAUUCCCCUGUCAGAUGGCGCUAAGUCUAACAAGAAUUCCCCAAAUCCAUCCAGUAAUCAUAAUGCAGUAAGGACAGAAAAUCUUUCUCUUCAAACCUCUGAGGUUAUGCAUGCUUUAUCAUCAUCCUUGCAUGAGAUGGUGCACCUUCCUAAAGAUUCUGGUCAGUUGCCAUCUGCAAUUAACCAUCUGAAUUCUGCUCCCCCAUCACCCACUCCAUCUGUGAUAACCUGCGUCUCCUCAAACGACAUUCUGGAAUGCACUGAAAUCUCACCAAGUCUCUGGCGAUUUGAGUGUUCACGUUGUGGCCGGAGAUUCAAAGGCUACAGGAGUUUAUGCGCUCACAUGCAGACACAUGCACCUAACUUCAGACAUGUUUGUGGGCAUUGUGGCCAGACCUUCAAAAGAUGGAACAGGCUUUGGUUGCACCAAAGAAUUCAUGGUGGGAAAGUCCGUUGCUAUUCUUGUUCCCAGUGCAGCCUCCAGUUUCGCUUCUUUGGCUCCUAUAAAGACCACAUGUUGAAUCAUGCAGGGGAGAGACCUUUUGCCUGUCCUCUCUGCCCUGAAACUUUCGUUCGUGAAGAAGGUUUGCAUGUGCACCAGUGUACAUUUCACAAACCAUCAAAAAUCUUACAGUGUGAAGUUUGUGCCAAGACCUUCAGUACUUUGCAAAACUUGCUCAAGCACAGUCUUCUGCACAAAGGUGCCGUUUCGCACCAGUGUCUCUCAUGCAAACUGUCGUUUACAAAUAACAAAAUUCUAAAAGAGCAUUUGAAGAUGCACAACAACUCCCCUGGACUUCCCCUCCCUGAUAUUCCGUCAGAGCCCUUGGCAUUUUCGCACAAGUGCAAGAGAUGUGAGGCAAGCUUCUCAACUGGGGAUCUACUCUAUGCACAUCAGACGUGCCAUUUCAGAAGUCAAGCCGUUUCUAUCCACGUCAAUGAACCCCCUUCCUCUACGCUACGAGAGAAACCUCAAACAGAAACAACACUACUUCCUUCUACUACUAGGCCUCCGACAUCUACUCUUAAUCUUGAUAGCAUUCCAAAUGACAAGAGCCUUUACACGUACCCACAUCCAGACAAGCUCUACACGAUGCCUAGCCUAUCAAGAAUACGUCUCCCGAUAAUCAACUUGGACUCUGAUAAUGACGAGGAGGAGGAGGAGGAGGAGGUGAUUCCACUGCCAGUGAGCACUGCCAGUCCCCAGGCUUUGCCCAACAGUAGCACAACUGUUAGUGGACAUCCGUCACAAAGAAUGCCGUUAAGUACUCAGGCUUCAGACACUGCACACCUACCUCAGGGUUUGAAAAGCCCAAAAUCCACUCCUGUUCUGUCUCAGCCAGGUGACUGCAUGCCAGCAGACUGCACAAAAACUAGUAAUGUCCAGGAGAACUCUGUUCUUAACUCCAAGACCCAGACCUCUAAUUUUGUGGAAACUGAUGUGGUCAUAGAAGACCCAGCCACCUUUUCAAACUCAAAGGAACAUGAAGAACUGGAUGAGAGCUUUGAAUGUCCGGAAUGUUCCUACAAAACAAGAAGCCUUCUUGGAUUAUAUGAACACUACUUUGUGCGAGCUUUAGCAAAUGGGUGCCUGCCUCCAUAAAGAAAAAAAGAAAGUUCUCAUAUCUCACGUAUGUAGGUUAUAUAUUCAAUAGUUUACUUUGCUGUUGGAAAACAUUGACUGCAUCCCAGUUGCGUGCUACACACUAAUACUAUAAGGUGUAUACCAUAUACUAAUAUUAAUAGUGCAGAUUUGGCAGGUUAGUACACAGAAUAUUAAUAUACUAACCAGUUUGGUAAUUUCUACUUCUUCAGCCAUUGUUGCUGCCCUAUUUUCUAAUAUUUGUUCCAUAUAUGAUUAGCUCCUCCACUUAUGUUUUGCAUUGCAUUGUGGAAUAACGGUGUCUAUAGUAACCACACUCAAAAACGACCAAUUUUGAGUAUUUAUCAUGGAUAUUUACUCUCAGAAAUCUGAGUCUACUUAGAUUUUAACUUUUAUUUACACUUUUUACUAAAACUGGCUAGAAUUAGUAUUUAGUACACAAUUGUGGGUGUAGCCAUUGUUACAUUUUCGAUAGAUGCCGUAUUAAGUUUUACACUCUCAACCUAAUAUGUUUGUUACUUAGUGCUAAUGUCCUACACUGGAUAAAUAUCCUAUCAAAAUAGCAUUUAGACCCAGUUUACACCUGGUUACUUAAAGCAUCUCCAGUGUCCGGAUUCCAAGAUGCGUUUAAACAAAAACAAAAUAGAUACAAAUCUGAUUAGUCAGAAACACUACAGCUGUUCUAGGAUGCAUCCAAAUAUAAAUAACGCAUUUGACAACCAGACCUCAUUCCAGUACAAAUAAAAAAUAAACCAAUAAUAAUUUCCUUGUCACAAGUAGAUUUGCAUAUUUAAUCCCUAAGAACAAUCCAAUUUUAGGCUGCUUAACCAGAGAUGCAUUUGAUUGUGAAUUUUAAAUGUAUGAGAUUAAAAUUAGAGUUGGCAACCGAAGAUAUGCAGAGGACAAUAUUCAGCUGAAUAAGAAAAACGACAUUAUUACUAAUCAAUUUAUUUUAAGUCUUAUUGCAAUGUUUUCUCUAAUUUUAAGAUUUUUUUUCAGCAGCGGUUUAAGGCUCACAAAAAAUUGAUUUGGGCUAUGUAAUUUAUGCAGUGGUCAAAUAAAGUGGCAAAUUAAUGAAACCCUGCAAAAUAGUGUUUGAUAAUAAGUAUUUGUCUUUCAAUAUUAUUUUUUUGUCUGCUUUUGGUAAAACAAUUAUAUCGGUGCUUUGGUAGCUACAAUGUUAUCAGGAUACAAUCCAGAUACAAGUCAGAUGAGGUUACCUGGUGUAAACAGAGUCUUAUAGAACACAACAGAAUGUAAUUUACUCUUUUAAGCAAAUAGCUUUAUCACUUGAUGUCCUUGUAAUAUGCUACACUACUGUUUUUGUUUUUUUUAAUAAAGAAUGUAUUGUCAGAUAUGGACAAAGUGCAUUAGCAAAUUCACCACUGAGCAGUCUGAACCUGUGCCUUUACAAUAUUAGUUUUUUUUUGUUUGUUUUUUUUCAUUCUGUUUUUAUAUCACAUCUCUCUCAGUGAACCUUUGUAGACCGGUAAAUAAUUUCACAAACCUGCACUGGAAAAUCUUUACUAAAUAAAAAUGUUACUUAUAGUUAUUAUAUGGCUUUUUUCUUCUUCUUUUAUUUCUUACUUAAAUACUGUAUCAGUAACAAGGUAACUUGACAAAAGUAGUGGUGGACAGUAUGCCAACAUCUCUGCAGUUUUAAAAUGUAGUUUUCUGUACUGUAAUUACUGGUGAUUUUGGAACGGACAGCUUUCUUUGGAAGUUCUUUGUAGUAGAUUUAUUUUCUCAAGAUGUACCUUAUGAAACUUUACUGAAACAAACUUGUACAUUGAUUCUUUAAAACUCUUUAAAUAAAAAUCAGUAAUACUCA
Molecule: messenger RNA, 9025 nt
Organism: Astyanax mexicanus (Mexican tetra)
Lineage: Eukaryota; Metazoa; Chordata; Actinopteri; Characiformes; Acestrorhamphidae
Exons: 5
Coding region: 589-7194 (2201 amino acids)
Source: RefSeq, a predicted model, not a curated record